AUGGAACAACCUCUUGAAAUGCCACAGAAGAAAUGUAUUCUUUGUUCUCAUUGGUCGUUUAACUGUCGAUCGUUGUCAUCUUCCACUUAUCGAUGGUUCCAUGAACAUCUUCGAUCACAGUACAAGGUUUUUGAUGAAAGGGAUCUAAAUCUAUGUACUACUUGCGUUGCCGAUUUUUACAAGUUGAAGGAAACAUUGACUAUUCGAUUAACUGAUGAACCAAUGGAUAUCGCAGAUGAAAUCAAUGAGAACGGUGAUGACAAUCAAUUUACAUUGGAAAAUAUUACUUUUGGUGGGAGUGGCCAUAAAAAGUGUGUUGUCUGCCGUCAAGAUAUUCGGAAUGGAGCAGUAACGAUGCCAAAAUCUGCGCGAUUAGAUCUACUCGUUAUCCAUUCAACGUACGCACCGAAAGGUGUUCGCUGUUGCUCAAACC
Molecule: messenger RNA, 433 nt
Organism: Adineta ricciae
Lineage: Eukaryota; Metazoa; Rotifera; Eurotatoria; Adinetida; Adinetidae
Source: the annotation of a GenBank genome assembly